Messenger RNA from Saccostrea echinata, 702 nucleotides. Its product is annotated as cysteine dioxygenase-like. The transcript has 3 exons. Bases 36 to 635 code for a protein of 199 amino acids. Gene Ontology annotation, molecular function: cysteine dioxygenase activity; ferrous iron binding. The record is from RefSeq and is a predicted model, not a curated record. Gene Ontology annotation, biological process: L-cysteine catabolic process. NCBI's taxonomy places the organism in Eukaryota, Metazoa, Mollusca, Bivalvia, Ostreida, Ostreidae.
UUAAAUCUAUUACUUUAUUCAACGAUACACAAAUAAUGGAGAAAUACGACCUAAAAGCUCUGCAAUCUGAUCUGAGCAGGGAGUUGGUGAAUGGAUUAAGUGAGGAGUCCGUGGAAAUGGUUAGAGAGCUUAUGUGUCGCUACAAAAGUUGCCCCAAGGACUGGGAGGGAAAGGAAACCUGGAGUGAUAAAAAAUAUACUCGGACCUUGUUAGACAAAGGAAAUGGACAUUAUAAUCUGAUGAUAUUGUGUUGGAAUACCAGUCAGGAAAGCCCUAUACAUAAUCAUCCUAACUCCCACUGCUUCAUGAAGACCCUAAAGGGAGAAGUGUUCGAGGAGUUGUAUAAGAAUCCGGAAAUGGCGUCAUGCGACAGCUGUUCUGAUUGUAAAAUGGAGAAGAUAGAGGACAGAGUAUACAAAUUAAACGAUGUGGCUCAUAUCACUGAUGCAGACGGUCUUCAUAGAGUUGGGAACAAAAGUCACGUGGAUGGUGCUGUUACUUUACACCUUUAUUCCCCGCCUUUCUCCUCAUGUCGGAAGUAUGAUGACGUCACAGGUAGAUCGACAGAGGUACCAAUGGGGUUCGACCAGGACUUCAGCGAACAGUGUUGCGCACGUUCUUGUUGUGUAAAGUAAUCGACUUUUAGAGUCUAUAGUGCUAUACAAAGACUUGUAAAAACUUUAUAUUCAUAUUACACAUAGG